UAUAAUAGAAACCAUGUGUGUUUGGCUCGUGUCUCAUCUCAUUGCCUUUAAAAAGGAUCAAACAUAGUAUAGCUUGGACUCUUUUUGCCGUCUAUGAUCUCUCUCAAUCUCUCAUCUUAGCUAUCUUUCUCUCGUUGUGUCUUCAUUUCUUUAUCUCAUCAAUGGAUUCGAAUUUUCAUUACUCUAUAGAUCUUAACGAAGAUCAAAACCAUCACGAACAGCCCUUUUUCUAUCCUCUUGGAUCCUCUUCGUCUCUUCUUCAUCAUCAUCAUCAUCAAGUCCCUUCUAAUUCUUCAUCUUCUUCUUCGUCCAUUUCGUCUCUUUCCUCUUACCUCCCUUUCUUGAUCAACUCUCAAGAAGAUCAACAUGUUGCCUACAACAAUACUUAUCAUGCUAAUCAUCUCCAUCUUUCUCAACCCCUCAAGGCUAAGAUGUUUCUGGCUACUGGUGGAUCAUCAUCAUGCGAUCACAUGGUGCCAAAGAAGGAGACAAGACUGAAACUAACGAUAAGGAAAAAAGAUCACGAAGACCAAACCCAUCCUCUUCAUCAAAACCCGACAAAACCCGAUUCAGACUCCGACAAGUGGUUGAUGUCCCCAAAGAUGCGGUUGAUCAAGAAAACAAUCACAAACAAUAAACAGCUCACUGAUCAGAGUAAUAAUAAUAAUCAUAAAGAAAGUGAUCACUACCCUUUGAAUCAUAAGACUAAUUUUGACGAAGAUCACGAUGAAGAUCUUAGUUUCAAGAAAGUCUUGACCAGGACGACCACGGCCGCGACCACCAAAAAUCGCUACAAUACAAUCAACGAGAAUGGUUAUGGUAAUAACAAUGGCGUGAUUAGGGUUUGCUCGGACUGUAACACCACCAAGACUCCUCUUUGGCGUAGUGGACCUCGAGGUCCCAAGUCUCUUUGUAACGCAUGUGGCAUAAGGCAAAGAAAGGCGAGGCGAGCCGCUAUGGCCGCGGCCGCAGCUGCCGGCGACCAAGAGGUGGUGGUAGCGUCCCGAUCGUCACAAUUACUGCUGAAAAAGAAGUUGCAAAACAAGAAAAAGAGAUCAAACGGAGGGGAAAAAUACAAUCUCUCUCCUCCGGUGGUGGCCAAGGCAAAAAAGUGCAAGAUCAGAGAGGAAGAUGAGGUGGACAUGGAGGCGGAAACGAUGAUUGCCAGAGAUUUAGAGAUCAGCAAAUCAACAACCUCUUCUAAUUCUUCGAUUUCGUCGAACAAACUUUGCUUCGAUGAUUUGACAAUAAUGUUGAGCAAAAGCUCAGCUUAUCAACAAGUGUUCCCACAAGAUGAGAAGGAGGCUGCUGUUUUGCUCAUGGCUCUGUCGUAUGGAAUGGUUCACGGUUGAUCAGAUAAUCACAAUAUCCUGAUUACAAGAAAGGUUUAUUUUUAUAGUUAUAUAUAGACUAUAGUAAUCAUAAUAAUGAUUGAUUGUUAAAUCUUGGAGUGAUUAAUUUAGUUUUUGCAGUUGGUCUAAUAUCAGGAGUCAGAAAAACAUUUUUAUAAUAAGAUUGUGUGAGAGUUUAAUA
This is a messenger RNA of Arabidopsis lyrata subsp. lyrata, 1533 nucleotides long. Its product is annotated as GATA transcription factor 21. Bases 162 to 1352 code for a protein of 396 amino acids. Gene Ontology annotation, molecular function: zinc ion binding; sequence-specific DNA binding. NCBI's taxonomy places the organism in Eukaryota, Viridiplantae, Streptophyta, Magnoliopsida, Brassicales, Brassicaceae. Gene Ontology annotation, biological process: regulation of DNA-templated transcription. The record is from RefSeq and is a predicted model, not a curated record. The transcript has 3 exons.